This is a messenger RNA of Galleria mellonella (greater wax moth), 2205 nucleotides long. RefSeq lists its product as uncharacterized. The transcript has 3 exons. The record is from RefSeq and is a predicted model, not a curated record. NCBI's taxonomy places the organism in Eukaryota, Metazoa, Arthropoda, Insecta, Lepidoptera, Pyralidae. The coding region runs from base 222 to 785 and encodes 187 amino acids.
GAGGUGACAUCAUGCAUCAUAAUUUAUUUAGCAAGUUAUUUAGGUCUAAUCCAUAGUGUUCUAUCAAUCUUGUUUAGGUAUUUCUGCAUAAAACAUAGUUGAUUUGAAUAGAUUUUUUAAAAUAAAUUGUAUUUUUUAACUAAAAGUUUUUAUAACAAAGUAACUAUUUUCUACUUAUUUUGUAUUUGAACUUUUUGGAUAAAACUUAUGUUUUUUACGCUAUGGAAAUGCAAGACAACAACUUUCAGACCAUUAUAAGUACAUGGCGUCGUAUAUCUGGAGAGGAAAUAGAAUCCUCUGUUCCAACAAGUAUGUCUGGUGAUUCUAAUGAAUAUGAUUUUCAAAAGAAGAAAGAUGAAGACAGCCAUUUAUUAGUUCCGUCAUUAGUAUCAGAAAAAUCAAAAUCCCCACUAGCAGCCAUUGCCACAGCUGAAGUUGCAACAGCCACUGUUGACUUGCCUUCAGCCAAUAUUGGAGAUUCAAGUACAGAAGAGAAACAGGAACUUAUGAGGCAAGAUAGCGAUGACACCAAAGAAGUAGCUGGAGAUAUUAAUGAAAAGGAUGACAAGUAUAGCGACUACCUUGAAAACAAUUCUGAUGAAGAAAAUAAAUCAUCUGAAAAUAAAUGGGAGAAAGACAAACUUAGUGAUAAAGUAGACAGUGUAUACUUGAGACCGCCUCCACCAAAUAAAGCUCGCUCAACGGCUUCCACACCAGAAGAAGAAGACUGUGGUGUCAAAUGCCUAUAUUACACUCUUCAAUGCUGCGACUGUGUAUUAAUGUAAGCAGCUAUCUUGUGCCUAAUCUCCGAUCACUACAAUGUACCUCAUUUUAAUUAAAUUAGCUAUAUGUAGUUAAAAAUCAAAUUACACUAUUAAUUUGUGUUAUUUGGUUAAUUAGUGUCAACUAAAAAUAACUUUACUCUUCACUAAUGGUUAUUGUAUUAUGUAUGCAAAAAUCUUGGGUGGAAUAUAAUUCACUAAAUAUCAUUUAGUUCCUAUAGUAAAUGUCCAUAUAUAUAAUAUGGAAGCAUAACAAAGCGGCCUCCACAUAUGUAGUCAAAGAAUUUUUUGACAUUUCUUAGCUACCAAUACAUUUUUCAUUUGUCUCAAGGGCCAGAACUGUAAAUCUAGACAGAUCAAUAUAAAUUCAUCACUUGUGAUAGAGAUUAGGAUUUAUUUAGUUGGAUAUCAAGGUGGUGAUUUAUUAAUCAAUCUGUGAUUGAAAUAUCUCUCCAUUCUCCUAUAAUAACUAGGGUUUUUAUUUAAAAAAAAGUGGUAUUUUAAUUGCUCAUCUUUGUAGACAAUAAGUAUUUUAAUUUUAAAUUUGUUAAUGCCAGUUUAAAAAAAAGUGUAUGCUGAAUCAGAAAAUAAGGUUGUAUAUGACAGCGUGCAGUUGAUGUUCUCUUUUAUUAUGUAAUAAUUUAUGACUAUUUUCAUAAAUAUUACGAAUGAUAAAUUCUUGAAUGUGAUACCAUAUGCAUAUUAUUUAGGAUAAAAUAGUUUAUCAUUUAAUCUUUUGUUUUACAUAACUCCUAAUAUUCUUGUGUGUAAAAGUAUUGUUUAUAAGGAUAAUAUUUUUGAGAAGUAAUAAAAUUGUUGUAAUGCUAAUAUGCUGAAUUGUCACUGACAUUUUGAAUACAUAUUAUGUGUAUGUAAUUUCUAGACAUUAUAUAUUCAAUGAUAAACAUGCUCAUUUGUAACAGAAACACUACUAUUGAUUCAAAAGUAAUAAAAUAAAUAUAUUUUUUUCUGAAUUAUGUAUAUAUACAUAUACAAUUCAUAAGUUGAUGUACCUAUUUACAUUCCAGGAUAAUACAAACUUAACAAAUAAUUUGUGAUAAAAUUUUGUUACUUUAUUUCUAACAUUGAUUUUUUAUGUUUACUAUUAAGUAUAUUUAGGUGGGUAUUUACAAAGAUGAUUUUCUUAACAAGAAGAUAAUAUUUAAAGGCUGGCAGUAUUCAUUCCUUUAAAUGUCAGUUGAUGAUUACACUUGAAUUUUUGUUUAAUUUUAUGAUUUGUAUGGCUUUAUAAUUGAAUUUACUUUUUUUUAAGGUUUUGAAAGUAAUGCCAUUAUUAUAAAAAGGAGAAAAUGUGUUCUAGAUUAUAAUGUAUAUUUUUUAUAAAAUACGUUUAAUAUAAAAUUUCAAUAUUACUUAUACAUUUUGUAUUUUCAUAAUAUAAAUAAAUUCUAAUAAAAGUACA